Lachancea meyersii CBS 8951 is the source of this 2919-nucleotide messenger RNA. The record is from the annotation of a GenBank genome assembly. Lineage: Eukaryota; Fungi; Ascomycota; Saccharomycetes; Saccharomycetales; Saccharomycetaceae.
AUGCUGGCUAAUAACAGUAGCAGCAGCAGUCACAACAGUAUGAGGGGCUUGCAGCUCUUUAUAGCGGACCUACGAGGGUCAGUUCACACGGAAGAUCGGGAGAAACGAGUUCAGGCAGAACUGGUUAACAUUAGGAGACAAUUUGGUGCAGGCAAUGAUAGUGAGCGUGCGAAAGGCGGCAUUCCGUCCCGCCCAAGCUCAUCUUUAAGUGGUUACCAGCGUAAAAAAUAUGUUGCAAAGUUGGCAUAUAUCCUCAUCGCCACGAACACGACACGAACUGCGGACUUGAUGUUUGGUCUAGAUGAAUGCUGCGAACUGAUGGCAUCCACAGUGUACUCCGAAAAAUAUAUCGCGUACAUGACGCUGGAAUUACUAUACUAUCAUCCAGAUGUGGCCCAACUGGCCGGUGACCGCAUUAUCCAGCAGCUCAAACUUGAUCUGGCGUCAAGUACCGACAAUUCCGUGUGCUUGGCCCUAAAUUUCCUAGCAGUUGUGGGGAAGUUUAACAGUGUUCUGACCACUGAACUCAUACAUGAAGUGUUCCAGGUGCUGCGAUCACCCACAUCCGCGCAGAUUCUCAAAAAAAAGUCGGCUCUAGCAUUUUUGGCUCUUCUCCGCAACGACUCCAGUAUCUUGACCCAAGACGCCAGGCGCAAACAGCUUUGGAUCCAACGAAUAAUGAGUCUUUUGGAUGACACGAACGAUUACAGACUUAUGGUAUCCGUUCUUCCUCUGAUAGAAUAUAUCGCGCAUGACGUGGACGGACAGGCAUGCAUCAAACUCAUACCCCAGCUUUCCGACAUCCUCUUCAAUUGCGUUUCUGGCAAAGGCGAAGCUUCGCAUGAGUUAUCGAGUCAUGAAAACAUUCCCAAUCCUUGGCUUGUAACCAAAAUCGUUUCCAUUCUCAAUUUCCUAAUUAGCUCACCUUCUAGCGCAGAAGGUGAAAUCACUUUCAGCGAUAUCGACCAAGGAACAUUGGGCAAACUCAGAUCGUCUGUUACCAAGGCAAUUGAGAUUGGAACGCAAUCAGCUGUUGACGCCGUUGCACGGACUGUUAAAAACACAAUCUUGUUUUCACUUAUAAACUUUGCCUCCAAACUGGAUCCUUCGACCGAUGCCAUAAUCAGUUCAGUUACUGCCUUGUGCUCGCUACUGACAUCUACAGAAACAAAUACUCGCUACCUAACUCUGGACUGUCUCAUCAAAUUAUGUUCAGUCAGCGGGAAGAGUGCCCGAGACGAUGUGCGAGCAAAGCACAUGGAGCAAUUGUUUAGUCUUUUAAUGAUGGAGCGUGAUACGUCCAUUGUACGGAAACUAGUCAAUCUGCUCUGCACCUUCACUGACAGCACUAAUGUCAAGCCCAUCGUGAACGCUUUGCUCAGAUUUAUGACAGACUCUAGACAUAGCGACCAUGUGAUCCGCACCGACAUCGCUGUCAAAAUAGCGAUUUUAACAGAGAAGUUCGCCACAGACACUACCUGGUAUGUGGUGGUCUCACUUCAAUUGUUGUCUAUUUCGACAUUCUCACUAGGCAGCAGUAAUAUAUGGCAAAGAAUUUGUCAAAUCGUUGUCAACAAUAAAAGUCUUCAUAAGCUCACUUGUCAGCGCCUUCUAGAGUAUUUGCAACAAAAAAAUGUUUCAGACGCAAUUGUUAAGGCCGGUGCGUUUAUUUUGGGCGAAUUUGCAGAGUUAUUGGCUCCCGAAACAUCUUGCGGUGAACUCUUUAAUCUUUUCACUGACAAGUACUUUUCAGUAUCGAACUUAUGCCGGGCAAUGAUACUUACGACGAUGAUGAAGCUUUACAACAGAGACGCGCAGAUUGGAUCAGCUGUCAUAAAGUUUUAUCAACUUGAGCUCAAUUCCCUAGAUGUCGAAUUGCAGACCAGGUCAUAUGAAUAUUUGAAAAUCAUUCAGUUGGAAAAAAUCAGCGGCUUGCAAUUAACUGCAUCCCUAUUUGAGCCGAUGCCACCAUUUAGCAGCAACAAAAAUCCUUUGCUUGACCGUUUAGGCAGCUCCGCAUUGAGCACCUCUGAGUCAACGAGUGAUUUUUCUGCUGCUAACAGCACUUCAACUGCCCCAACACCUCCGCCAACCCGCAAAAACAAAAACCUGUCCCGUAAUCUGAAGUACGACGAUCAGCAGUUGGCUGCGUCUUGGCAAGAUGGCUUUAGGAGAAUGCUCAAGCACAAACAAGGAGUGUUUUAUGUGUCACAUUUCGUGAAGAUUCUUUAUCGUCUAACUGUUGCGCCGGCGCAACCGGAACUUUUGGAAGUGGCUCUCACAUACAUCAAUGUUUCGGAUCAGCCUAUAACAUCCUUGUUGACCGAGAUCAUUCCGUGCAAAACCGGAAAUAAUCCGCCAUACAUUACGAAAGUAAUCAACGUUCCCCAUUCGAGUCUUUCCAAAGGAGAGCGAACCACACACAGAACGGAGAUACUGACUCGCCGUGCGAGUCCUUUAGACCAAAGUCCAAUCCUCAACGUGAGCUUAAAAUGCGGUGGUCAUAUAAGUUCGAUAUCUUUGAAGGUCGCAGCUGGAAUUUCCAAUACAAUUCUCACGAGCCAAGCUGCAAAUAAACCGCAGGUAAGUCUAUCCCAAUUUGUUCAGCGCUGGAAAGCUCUCAGCGAUGCUUUAGGCAAAAAUGGUGAAUGUCAUAUCAAGACUAGGGCCGUUUCGAUGCGAUCGUUUGAACAAGUUAGCGGUUGUAUUCAAAAAAUGGGGUUUGAUGUCAUUGACCAAGCAAUGGUGGGAGACACUGUUUUCGCUGCAGGCAUCAUUCACACUAAAAACGACGGUAAUUCGGGUUGUUUAUUAAAACUAAGAUGCCAGGACAAGGAAGUUGAUAUCACUUGUAAAUCAACCCAGGGAAGCCAACUUUCCGGGCUAAUCGUAGAGUCUGUUUGUGAGGCGCUUAUUUAG